UCAAAUGUGUGUACUUAAGUGAUAUACAGGCACUAUUUAAAAAAAAUCGAAUUACCUUUAUUCAUGUAGUUUACUCCUCUCUCUUUCCCUAUGCGUGUAGAAGUAGUACCAUAACCUGUCUGGUGUAGGCCUAUUCAAAGCUCUGAAAAUCCGUAUUCUGUUAUCUUGAUAUUGUGGUAUCUGGAUCAGAACGAUCCGAUUUUUAUUUUCUGAGAAAGUUUUAACAGCCACAUCGAUCUGAUCCUGGAUAGCAAAAAAGAGGAUCACAAAAUCCAGAUAAUUCUGAUCCAGAUUAAACGUUUUGAAAGAAUGUGCCCUCUAGAUCAAAAAUAAAUCGCCCCUGGUUACCAACUGAAGCAUCCCAUUGGAUAAUACAUUACCCAAAUUAUACAGGCCACUCAAACCAGGAAGUUGCCACCUCUCCCCCGAGUUGACACCUUUUGGUCUACUCAGUCAGAGAAACAGUUUGCAUCUGAACACCAGGUUGGAAGGACAUUCACUUUUAGCUCUGACAUGCUAGAUCAGGUAGUGCUCAUUGCAGGAGUAACUGUGCUAGGUGUGUUAGAGCAAGCUUACUUCUCUCUACAGGUGAUAUACGCCAGACGCAAGUACUCUGUCUCCCCACCCAGCACCUCAGGACCCCCAGGGUUUGACAGGGUCUUCAGAGCUCAAGCCAACUGCUCUGAAUAUUUCCCAAUCUUCAUCACCAUACUAUGGGUGUCUGGACUCUUCUUCAGCCAAGGUCUGUCAGCACUAUGUGGACUCCUAUACCUGUACGGGCGCUACCUGUACUUCAGGGGCUAUGCUAAAUCGGCACAUGGCCGACUAGCCCCUCUGUAUUUCAGUGCCAAGGUUCUGUGGGUUCUGAUUGGGUUCUCCACCCUGGGGAUUCUGGGUUCUGUGUGUCGGUUCUACCUGGAUCUGGACCUGACGCAGCUCGCCAGCUCUGUCCUCGGCCUGACUGAGGAGGGGGGGGAGCUAUAAGGGAUGAGCAGGAAGAGAAGAGAUUAAAGGAGAGAUUAUGGGAUACACUAACAAAAAUGUAGACAAGCUACCUUCGUUGCCAAAUCAAGACAACUAAAUGUGACUGGUUGAUUGAAGUAGGGAAAUAUGUGUUCCAACCAUGAGCUGCAGAUUUGAAAUAAUACAUGUGUCCGGUCUAGGCCUAUUGUAGGCUAUUUUACGAACUGCUUAUGUGCCAUUUGCGGGUAUCUAAUGGUUAAAAAAUGAAUAUGUUUAUCUUUCUAAUGCUGUUAACUGUAUGUCUCAACUCAUAUUAUUAAGUGGAUUACACCCUGUUAAAACGGGAGUGAGCAGUGAUAUUGAUUAGAAAGAAGCACCUGUUUCGGUAGCGCGAGUCGCAGCUCAAAUUGCGCUUGCAGUCCUUCAUUUAGCAAAUCACCUUGCAACUCCGUUAGGCCUAAGUGUUUUUCAAUUUAGACAGAGAAUAUAGGCAUACACAUUUUAUUUAGUUGUCCAAUGUGCUAACUGACUGUAGUGUGCUAGCUAGCCAGUGUGUUUACAGUUUCAUUAAUUUGCCAUGAGAAAAAGGCUUCUGGAAAAA
This is a messenger RNA of Coregonus clupeaformis (lake whitefish), 1564 nucleotides long. RefSeq names its product leukotriene C4 synthase. The record is from RefSeq and is a predicted model, not a curated record. Gene Ontology annotation, molecular function: glutathione peroxidase activity; glutathione transferase activity; leukotriene-C4 synthase activity. Bases 514 to 984 code for a protein of 156 amino acids. The transcript has 5 exons. Gene Ontology annotation, cellular component: nuclear envelope; endoplasmic reticulum; membrane. Gene Ontology annotation, biological process: leukotriene biosynthetic process. NCBI's taxonomy places the organism in Eukaryota, Metazoa, Chordata, Actinopteri, Salmoniformes, Salmonidae.